AUGGGCGAUUCCUCUGCUUCAUACAUCCACAUGGUGCACCAUUUAAUCGAGGAGUGCAUCAUAUUCAACAUGAGCAAAGAAGAGUGCAUGGAAGCCCUCUCUAAGCAUGCAAACAUCAAACCCAUCAUUACCUCCACAGUGUGGAAGGAGUUGGAGAAGGAGAACAAGGAGUUCUUUGAGGCAUACACAAAGAACAGGGAAGCUAGAGCCUUUGAGAUGGAGAUCACAAAGCAAAGGAUCGAGAAGAUGCUUUUCGAUCUUUCGCAAAAAGACAGCUCCGACGACGAUGAUGAUGAGAAGUAG
This is a messenger RNA of Prunus armeniaca (apricot), 303 nucleotides long. The record is from the annotation of a GenBank genome assembly. Lineage: Eukaryota; Viridiplantae; Streptophyta; Magnoliopsida; Rosales; Rosaceae.